Orycteropus afer afer is the source of this 1428-nucleotide messenger RNA. It is a transcript of the gene CNDP2, whose product is annotated as carnosine dipeptidase 2. The transcript has 11 exons. Gene Ontology annotation, cellular component: cytosol. The record is from RefSeq and is a predicted model, not a curated record. Gene Ontology annotation, biological process: proteolysis. Gene Ontology annotation, molecular function: metallodipeptidase activity. NCBI's taxonomy places the organism in Eukaryota, Metazoa, Chordata, Mammalia, Tubulidentata, Orycteropodidae. The coding region runs from base 1 to 1428 and encodes 475 amino acids.
AUGUCGGCCCUCACAGAAGUGUUCAAGUAUAUCGACGAGAAUCAGGAUUGCUACGUCAAGAAACUUGCGGAAUGGGUGGCCAUCCAGAGCGUGUCUGCGUGGCCCGAGAAGAGGGGCGAGAUCCGCAGGAUGAUGGAAGUUGCGGCUGCAGACAUCAAGAAGCUUGGGGGCUCCGUGGAGCUGGUGGAUAUCGGACAGCAGACGCUCCCUGACGGCUCCCAGAUACCUCUUCCUCCUGUUCUGCUCGGCAAGCUGGGCUCGGACCCCAAGAAGAAGACAGUGUGUGUGUAUGGACACCUGGAUGUCCAGCCCGCAGCCCUGGAGGACGGCUGGGACAGCGAGCCCUUCACCCUGGAGGAGCGUGACGGGAAGCUGUAUGGGAGAGGCUCCACUGAUGACAAGGGGCCGGUGGCCGGCUGGAUGAAUGCCCUGGAAGCGUUCCAGAAAACAAAUCAGGAGAUCCCGGUGAACUUGCGCUUCUGCCUGGAGGGCAUGGAGGAGUCGGGCUCCGAGGGGCUGGACGGGCUGAUCUUCGCCCAGAAAGACACCUUCUUCAAGGACGUGGACUACGUGUGCAUCUCCGACAACUACUGGCUGGGCAAGAAGAAGCCCUGUGUCACCUACGGCCUCCGAGGCAUCUGCUACUUCUUCAUCGAGGUGGAGUCCAGUGACAAGGACCUCCAUUCCGGUGUACACGGGGGCACGGUGUACGAGGCCAUGACUGAUCUCAUCACCCUGAUGGGCUCUCUGAUCGACGGGAAGGGGAAGAUCCUCAUUCCUGGCAUUUACGAGGCUGUGGCCCCCCUGACGGACAAGGAACUGAUGCUCUAUGAGGAUAUCGACUUUGACAUAGACGAGUACUGCAAGGACGUGGGCGCUGAGACCCUCCUGCACAGCUGCAAGAAGGACGUCCUGAUGCACCGCUGGCGGUAUCCGUCCCUCUCCCUCCAUGGCAUCGAAGGCGCCUUCUCUGGGUCAGGAGCGAAAACCGUGAUUCCUCGGAAGGUGGUGGGCAAGUUCUCCAUCAGACUCGUGCCAGACAUGAACCCUGAGGCCGUCAGCGAGCAGGUGACGAGCUAUCUGACCAAGAAGUUUGCCGACCUGCAGAGUCCCAAUAAGUUCAAGGCGUACAUGUACCAUGGCGGGAAGCCGUGGGUCUCAGACUUCAACCACCCCCACUACCUGGCCGGAAGGCGGGCACUGAGGACAGUGUUCGGUGUUGAGCCAGACUUGACCCGGGAAGGCGGCAGCAUCCCUGUGACGCUGACGUUCCAGGAGGCCACAGGCAAGAAUGUCAUGCUGCUGCCUGUGGGCUCAGCCGAUGAUGGGGCCCACUCACAGAAUGAGAAGCUCAACAGGUGCAACUACAUAGAAGGAACAAAGAUGCUGGCUGCCUAUCUGUACGAAGUGUCCCAGCUGAAGGACUGA